Molecule: messenger RNA, 507 nt
Organism: Eremothecium cymbalariae DBVPG#7215
Lineage: Eukaryota; Fungi; Ascomycota; Saccharomycetes; Saccharomycetales; Saccharomycetaceae
Gene: SEC11
Product: signal peptidase complex catalytic subunit SEC11
Exons: 1
Coding region: 1-507 (168 amino acids)
Cellular component (GO): membrane; signal peptidase complex
Molecular function (GO): serine-type endopeptidase activity
Source: RefSeq, a predicted model, not a curated record
AUGAAUUUAAGGCUACAAUUGACGAAAUUUUUGAAUCUAUGUUUCAUGUUAGCUAGUGCAUUUAUGUUUUGGAAAGGUCUAUCCAUUUUCACAAAUUCACACUCCCCAAUUGUCGUGGUAUUAUCUGGAUCUAUGGAACCUGCAUUCCAAAGAGGUGAUAUCUUAUUUCUGUGGAAUCGAAACGUAUAUAAUAGGGUUGGUGACAUUGUUGUAUAUGAAGUAGACGACAAGAGCAUUCCAAUUGUUCAUAGGGUAGUGCGUGAACAUCGUAAUGAGGCCACCGGGAAACAAUUAUUAUUGACCAAGGGUGAUAAUAAUGUUGCAGACGAUAUCUCCUUAUAUUCGAAAAGGCAGGUUUACUUACAAAAAGACAAGGAUAUAGUUGGUACAGUGAAGGGGUAUUUACCCAAAUUAGGUUACGUCACCAUAUUAGUGAGUGAGAACAAGUAUGCAAAGUUUGCUUUGAUGGCGAUACUGGGAAUUAGUUCGCUGCUAAGUAAUGAAUGA